This is a messenger RNA of Vitis riparia (riverbank grape), 2861 nucleotides long. RefSeq names its product pentatricopeptide repeat-containing protein At4g32450, mitochondrial. Lineage: Eukaryota; Viridiplantae; Streptophyta; Magnoliopsida; Vitales; Vitaceae. The coding region runs from base 95 to 2575 and encodes 826 amino acids. Gene Ontology annotation, molecular function: zinc ion binding; RNA binding; protein binding. The transcript is spliced from 2 exons. Gene Ontology annotation, biological process: RNA modification. The record is from RefSeq and is a predicted model, not a curated record.
GGUUUAACUUCUCUGGUUUCUUUCCUCCUCCGCUGUCUCUCCAUUGUCUUGAACCUCUCUCUCCUCUCGAAUAUCUCACCAGGACAGGUAAACAAUGUCCGCAAAGAGAGCUACGCUUCUUACAAUCAACUCUCUCACUGCUUUAUCCAAGGUAUGUCCUUCUCCCAACUCCUCCUCGGCUUCAUCUAAAACCCUAACUUUAUUGAAGAAUCUUAGUACUGCCGCUGAAAGAGCCGAUUUUCAAAAUCCUAACGGGUUUCAAAAAGAAAAUUCUCCAGAGAAUCAGCAAAACCCUAAUGGGUUUGACGCAGACAAUCAGAAUCAUAUAGAGUUUCAGCAAAAACCAAAUGGGCAAAGCAGCCCGGCUGGGUAUUUUUCCGGAAGCCCACAAGGGUUUUAUGGAGGCAACUCUGUGGAGGCUCAACAAAGCAUAAACCCUAAUGGGGGUUUUGAGGAAAACCUUAGAAAUGAAUUUCACAGGAACCCUGUUGGGCAAAAUGUGAAUUUUAAUGGGUAUAAUGGACAAAGUUUCCGGGAUUUGCAGCAAAAUCCAGAUGGGCUUUAUGGAGGAAACUCCAUGAACUCUUCCGAAGUUCAUCAAGACUUAAAUCCUAGAGGUUACGGGGAAUAUGCUAGAAACGAGUUUAAGCAGAACCCAUUUAGCCAGAGUGGAAAUUUUAGUAGGAAUUAUAGGCAAGGUUCUGGAGGCUUGCCGGCAAAUCAGAACGAGCUUUGUAGGCAAAGCACUAUAAAUGAAUAUCAGCAGAACCUAGUUGGGCAAAGUGGAAAUAUUAAUGAGUAUUGUGGGCAAAAUUAUGGAGAAUCAUUGCAAAAGUCGAAUGACUUUUAUGGACAAAACAGAAAUGUACAGAACUCAUAUUACAGUGAGGGACGAGCAGAAGUGAACCAGAAUCGGAAUGGGAAUUGUCAACAGAUCAUAUCGGAGACUCUGGGAGACCUAAAUAGGAAUUAUGGAGAAAAUAUCAGGCAAUUUCAGCAGAGCCCAAGUGGAUAUCAUAGAGAAAAUCUACAGCAGUAUCAGCCAAGUGAGAAUAUGUACUAUAGAGAAAAUGUUGGCCAAUAUCAACAGAACCCAAAUGUUGGUCAAUAUCAGCAGAACCCAAAUGUUGGUCAAUAUCAGCAGAACCCAAAUAUUGGUCAAUAUCAGCAGAACCCAAAUGUUGGUCAAUAUCAGCAGAACCCAAAUGUUGGUCAAUAUCAGCAGAACCCAAAUGUUGCUCAAUAUCAGCAGAACCCAAAUGUUGGUCAAUAUCAAACAAACUCUAAUGAGUUUCAGAAUAGCAUGGUGGGUUCUCCAAAAUCAAGUAAUUACAAACCAGAUGGAGAGUCUUUAGAAGCUGCAGAGAGUAGCCAAUAUAGUGGCACUCUUGAGGAGGUGGAUGAUUUCUGCAAGGAUGGAAAAGUAAAGGAAGCUAUAGAAGUUUUGGGAUUGUUGGAGAAGCAGCACACUCCUGUGGAUUUGCCCAGGUACCUGCGGUUAAUGAAGGCAUGUGGGGAGGCUAAAGCACUACAAGAAGCAAAAUCUGUUCACGAGAGCCUUAUCAAAUCAGUAUCCCCUCUCAAAGUGAGUACUUAUAACAGGAUCCUAGAGAUGUAUUCAAAAUGCGGUUCCAUGGAUGAUGCAUAUGCAGUGUUUAAGAAAAUGCCAGAGCGCAAUUUGACAUCCUGGGACACCAUGAUAGCAUGGUUUGCUAAGAAUGAUCUUGGAGAGGAGGCAAUUGAUCUGUUCAUUCAAUUCAAGGAAUCAGGACUGAAACCCGAUGGUCAAAUGUUUAUUGGGGUCUUCAUGGCCUGCAGUGUCUUAGGCGAUGUCAUUGAGGGGAUGUUGCACUUUAAUUCAAUGAGCAAGGAUUAUGGCAUUGUUCCAUCCAUGAAGCAUUAUGUGAGUAUGGUGGACAUGCUGGGUAAUUCAGGGUACUUGGAUGAAGCACUGGAGUUCGUUGAGAAGAUGCCGCUAGAGCCAAGUGUCGAUGUCUGGGAAACCUUGAUGAAUAUAUGUAGAGUUCAAGGGAAUAUGGAAAUCGGGGAUCGCUGUGCUGAGCUUGUUGAGCAUCUGGAGCCCUCCCGCUUAACCGAGCAAUCAAAAGCAGGCCUUGUACCAGUGAAAGCUUCUGACCUUGAGAAAGAGAAAGAGAAGAAGAAAUUGGCCAGUCAAAAUCUUUUAGAGGUUAGGAGCAGGGUCCAUGAAUAUCGAGCGGGGGAUACAUCUCAUCCUGAGAAUGACAAGAUCUACGCAAAACUAAGGGGAUUGAAGGCACAAAUGAAAGAGGCUGGUUAUGUGCCAGAGACCAGAUUUGUGUUGCAUGACAUAGACCAAGAAGGCAAGGAGGAAGCUCUUCUUGCUCAUAGUGAGAGACUUGCUGUUGCUUACGGCCUUCUCAGCAGCCCAGCGCGUUCACCUAUUAGGGUAAUCAAGAAUCUUCGUGUUUGUGGUGACUGUCACACUGCCCUGAAGAUCAUUUCAAAGCUUGUUGGCAGGGAGCUCAUCAUACGAGAUGCUAAGAGAUUCCACCACUUCAAAGAUGGAUUGUGUUCUUGCCGGGAUUAUUGGUGAAUGAAAUUCAAUUACAGGUGCAUGUUGAGGCGUGCUUCAUGGCGAAGCGCCUCGAAAAUGCGAUGAGGCGCAAGGAAAAAAUGCAUUAGACUUGCGGGUCAAGGUUUGGCAAAGGCACGGCUCAAGUGCGCUUGUCAUGCCUGGAGGCUUGAGGCAUAAGCCUCAGUGGACUCGUCGAUGUAUUAUUUGGAAAGACAUUAAAGAAAGGUGUACAAUCACAAAAGAACAAUUAUUUUAUUUUUCUUGUUUCCCUUUUUAUUAAUUAAACUGAAUUAAUUCUUCCUCA